CUGCACUCUCGUCCAGCGACUAACACAUGCACAAAGCUCUGCAGAGAGGUCCGGAUAAAACUGCCAUACACAGUUGUUUGGUAAGAAGCAGGUGUCGAUCUUUGUUGAUUUAUCUACAUAUGGUAUCUCCAGAGCCCCACUGAGAAAAGCUGCACCCACCCUCGAAAAAAAUAAAUUGGUGUUAUACGAGAGACUUGGACGGGGGUAGGAGGAAAGAUUUGGAGAGAGGGCGGAUAGACUGAUUUAAUACACUAUUUGAAUUAGAUGUGUGUGUGUCCUGGCUAGACCUUUUUAUUUUGUUAGAAGGACUCUAAGUCACACAGACGACAAGCAGGGCAAGCGAUGGACACUCAGGAAGGGUCAAUAUGCGUUGAAAUUAAGAGGACCCGUCUGUGAUGAGAUGAACAUACUGCUGGAUUUGAAUGGACUGGAAUGGGUGACAUUUCUGCCAGACGUAAAUCUCCAGCGUGGUCGGAUAACACCCUGUUUAAAACUGUGUUCCUCCUCAUCAUCUGUGAGCAAGUGCACGCCCAAUGUAAAAUUGUAAAAUGCAACUCAGAGUAUCUGUCAGCCACGCUGAACUUGAGAGUCUCUAAUAAAAAUGCAGUGUACUGCAACGCCCUGCGUUCCUACUCUCAGUGCACCAGGAACACUGCCAGGACGUGUCGAGGAGACUUGGUUUACCACUCUGCCGUGCACAUCAUCGAGGACCUCAUGAUCCAGCACAACUGUUCCAAGGAAGGUCUCUCCACCCCUCCCAGGCGCCAUCCUCCGCAGUCGAUCCCUGAAAACCCUCCCAAACAGGCCUGCGACUAUGAGAAGGUCUUCCGUGAGAAGCAUGGGAAGGUGCCAAAAUAUUUACACUGUGGAGUUUUUGGGGAUCCCCAUGUACGUACUUUUGGUGGUGAAUUCCAGACCUGCCAAGUAAAAGGUUCAUGGCCUCUUUUAGACAAUGAGUAUCUGUUUAUUCAGGCAACGACCUCACCACUCAAUCAUCUGUCUAACGCUACAGUAACAAGCAAGCUGACUAUUAUCUUCAAAAACAUGAAGCAGUGCAUUGAACCGAAGGUCUAUCAGGCGGAGGUGGGCAACCUGCCAGCAGCUUUUGACGAUGGCUCAAUAAACGGAGGCCGACGAUCUGGUGGGAAAAGUCUGACCAUCCAUGAACGGGAGUCCGGAUACAUUGAGAUCCAGGCCUCUUAUAUCGGCACAACAAUUCGGGUGCGUCAACUUGCCAAUCAACUCUCCUUCUCUCUACGAAUAGCUGAGGAGAUCUCACAAGCCUUUCCAGAAGCGCAGGAUUUACAGCUGUGUGUUGGGGGCUGCCCAGCCAGUCAGUGGUUAUCAAGGACUAAGGACAUCGGUCAACCAACUCUCAAGAGCUUGGAUGCAGCCAAAUUACUGUGCAGGGAGAAGUUGCCUGUAGAGGACGUAUAUUUUCAGUCUUGUGUGUUUGACUUGGUGGUAUCUGGAGAUGCUAAUUUGACGAGUGCAGCAUAUCAUGCUUUGGAAGAUGCCAAAGACUUCCACCCUGAGCCCGGGACAUUACAUAUUUUCAGCGGAGGAGUCAAGGCAUCCAGUUUAGUUGUCCACUUUCUUCUUCUGGUCUGUGCAAUGACUACUGUGUGGAGUCUGUAGCCAUUUCUCUUUGUGUUUUUGCACUUGACUGCUCUCUGUGCAAAAGAUGACCGAUGUUGGAGCAGUCGUACAAAAUGUGAAUUUGUGAGAUGUAAUAGAAAUAUUGUGGAUUUUUGAUGAUCAGGAGAUAGAUGCACUAACACAUGAUAAUCUGUAGAACUUCCCUUACAGAUAGAAGAUUCAUCGACCUGUGUUAUUCUGUAGAUCCUGUAUACGAGAAUUAUGGAUAUUACCACUGGCAUUAUAAUAGGUAUAAGGUGAGGUGAAGCUACAACUGGGCUCUUGAAAUCCACAAUCCAUGCCCUGUAAAUCAAUCUACACUGGAUGACGCAGCAGAAGGAGCAAGAGAUUGGAGUUCCUGAACAC
This is a messenger RNA of Pelobates fuscus (common spadefoot toad), 2004 nucleotides long. RefSeq names its product hemojuvelin BMP co-receptor (gene HJV). The coding region runs from base 433 to 1638 and encodes 401 amino acids. Gene Ontology annotation, cellular component: plasma membrane. Gene Ontology annotation, molecular function: coreceptor activity. The transcript is spliced from 4 exons. NCBI's taxonomy places the organism in Eukaryota, Metazoa, Chordata, Amphibia, Anura, Pelobatidae. The record is from RefSeq and is a predicted model, not a curated record. Gene Ontology annotation, biological process: BMP signaling pathway.